AUGGAUUACGAGUUUAAAGCUCGCCUGGCAAGUGAGCGAAGCAAAGUUGAGGAUCAGUUUGAAUUCGAAGGUCGGAAGGUUGGCCGAGGUACCUACGGACAUGUGUACAAAGCCAUUAGUAAAGAUAGUUCAGAAACAAGGGAAUAUGCUCUGAAACAAAUAGAAGGUUCCGGAAUUUCCAUGUCUGCCUGCAGGGAAAUUGCUCUCCUUAGAGAAUUACACCAUCCAAAUGUCAUAGCCCUGAAAAAAGUCUUCCUAUCUCAUUCAGACAGGAAAGUCUGUCUUCUAUUCGAUUAUGCAGAGCAUGAUUUGUGGCACAUUAUAAAGUUCCAUCGUUCCGCAAAAGUGAACAAGAAGAUUGUGAACGUUCCAAAGAAUAUGAUCAAAUCAUUGCUCUACCAGAUUCUGGGCGGCAUUCAUUACCUUCACUCACAUUGGGUACUGCACAGAGAUUUGAAACCAGCCAACAUACUUGUGAUGGGUGAAGGUCCAGAUAGAGGAAAAGUUAAAAUAGCUGAUUUGGGAUUCGCUCGUCUGUUCAAUUCACCGUUAAAGCCGCUGGCCGAUCUCGAUCCUGUUGUUGUAACAUUCUGGUACAGAGCCCCUGAGCUUUUAUUGGGGGCUAGACAUUACACAAAAGCUAUUGAUAUAUGGGCCAUCGGCUGCAUAUUUGCCGAGCUGUUAACAUCGGAGCCGAUAUUCCAUUGCAGACAGGAAGACAUCAAGACCAGCAACCCCUACCACCACGACCAGCUCGAUCGGAUCUUCAACGUUAUGGGCUUUCCUCUUGAUCGAGAUUGGGAGGACAUGAAGAAGAUGCCAGAGCAUCAAACCCUCAUGAAAGAUUUUAAAAGGAACAAUUACAUGAGUUGCACACUGGCCAAAUACAUGGAAAAGCAUAAGAUAAGAUCUGACAGCAGCGCUUUCUAUCUGCUUCAAAAGAUGUUGACUAUGGAUCCAACGAAGAGAAUAAGUUCAGAUGAGGCAAUGAGAGACAACUACUUCAGAGAAGAUCCUCUGCCGUCACAAGACGUUUUUGAAAACAUGCCGAUACCUUAUCCGAAAAGAGAGUUUUUAACAGACGACGAAACAGAGGAAAAAUCAGAUAACACUGCUAGCAAGGUGAAUUAUUAUUAUUCUUGUUGUUUAUUAUUAUUCUUGUUGUUUAUUGCUAUUAUUAUUGUUCAUUGUUAUUAUUAUUAUUAUAAAUAUUAUAAAUGA
Messenger RNA from Helobdella robusta, 1221 nucleotides. RefSeq lists its product as hypothetical. Gene Ontology annotation, cellular component: nucleus; mediator complex. Lineage: Eukaryota; Metazoa; Annelida; Clitellata; Rhynchobdellida; Glossiphoniidae. The record is from RefSeq and is a predicted model, not a curated record. Gene Ontology annotation, biological process: protein phosphorylation. The transcript has 11 exons. Gene Ontology annotation, molecular function: cyclin-dependent protein serine/threonine kinase activity; ATP binding; RNA polymerase II CTD heptapeptide repeat kinase activity. Bases 1 to 1221 code for a protein of 406 amino acids.